Molecule: messenger RNA, 687 nt
Organism: Entrophospora sp. SA101
Lineage: Eukaryota; Fungi; Glomeromycota; Glomeromycetes; Entrophosporales; Entrophosporaceae
Source: the annotation of a GenBank genome assembly
AUGGCCAGCAACAAUCUUUUAGAACUAUCUAAAGACGAAGAAUUCAAACAAUUAAUUGAACAAAAUAAAAAUACUCCAAUAUUUCUUGAUUUCUGGGCACCAUGGGCACAACCCUGUGCUCAAAUGAAUGAUGUAUUUGCUGAGCUUGCCAAAAAAAAUACCGCAUAUAAAUUUAUUAAGAUUGAGGCAGAAAAAUUUCCUGAAAUUUCAGAAUCAUUUGAGAUAACAGCUGUUCCGACAUUCAUUGUCAUAAAGAAUGGAAAAAUUGUGGACUGUAUUGUUGAUUUGAAUACGCGUAUCAAAGAAUUAAUUAAUUCCUCGUCUGUCAUGGUUUUCAUCAAAGGAACACCAAGUCAACCACGUUGUGGAUUUUCAAAACAAAUUAUAGGGAUUUUGAAUGAGCACCAAGUUAAAUAUGGUACAUUCAAUAUUCUUGCUGACGAAGAAAUUAGGCAGGGCAUAAAAGAAUAUUCUAAUUGGCCAACCUAUCCUCAGUUAUAUAUAAACGGAGAACUUGUCGGUGGAUUAGAUAUUGUAAAAGAGUUGGUUGAAUCGGGUGAAUUCAAGUCAAUGGUUCCAAAAGAAAAAAGUCUAGAUGAAAAGCUUCAAGAAUUAAUUAAUAAAGCUGAUAUAAUGGUAUUCAUAAAGGGAUCUCAAAAUAAUCCAAAAUGUGGAUUUUCCAAGUAA